Messenger RNA from Cladophialophora immunda, 1506 nucleotides. RefSeq lists its product as uncharacterized. NCBI's taxonomy places the organism in Eukaryota, Fungi, Ascomycota, Eurotiomycetes, Chaetothyriales, Herpotrichiellaceae. The record is from RefSeq and is a predicted model, not a curated record. The transcript has 2 exons. Bases 1 to 1506 code for a protein of 501 amino acids.
AUGCCUGGACUCGAGAUCGGUGGUCCACCCAAGGUGGUUUACUCCAAGCCGAGGCUCCAGCAUGCUCUCGAUGUCUACCAAAGCGCUUGGGAAAGGUCGACGCCCACAACCAACAAGGCACGUCACCUUCGCCAGGAUUACCAAUUCCGACGAGUCCACUCUACCUCGAACUUUACGCAAGCCAUAUCGUGGUAUGACGAUGACUCUUCCGACGAAUACCGUCCCACUGCAGCGAAGAGACGUCGGCUUCUGAUCCGCAAGAUACCCAAAGCCAAACGAACCAAGCAUGAUAUCAAGCCUGAAAGUUCGGUUACUUCUCCACCCGUUCAUGACAUCCCCUCCUUAGUGACAUUCUAUCUCAAGUCCGAUGCUGGGAGGGCUUUACUGUGUGACCUCGCCAAGGAUAGCACUGGCUACGAGGCCAGCUUGUGCGCAGGUGGCGGCACACGAGGAGACGUUCUCAACGAUGGUGUAGGCCACAGAUCAAGUUGUGGACGACAAAAUCAUACUCUUUCGGCCAAGACGUUUCUGAGGAAGCAAGAUGAAGAGAGUGAAAAGAUUGGUGGUGGGACAAACCGCAGCGGUCUCAAGAGGAACAGGGAGAGUUUAAUUAGGGGGGGAGGACCUAUGGCGCACAAGGACGAGGUCUACUCUGCCAAACCCAGCGAUCGGCCAUGUGAAUCAGGUCAAGAAGUGGUUGUGGAAUCGGUUGAAUGCACACCUGAACAAACAUCUGAGGACGCCCUGGACAUAGCCCUUGCCGGCCUCAUCCACGACCAUUCUGCUCCUACCUCACCUGCUCAACCGACGCCGAUCCAGGUUAUUCGUGCUGCUGCUGUGGAGAUUCAACAGGCUCGGAACGUCCUAGCUGGAGUUUCCAGGGAACACCCAAUCAUUCUAGAUUCGCCUCAAUCCUCCCCAAAAUUAGUACCGGCAAAUGUGCACGUCCCAGUCACCAUACGGACUCCGUGGGCUCAUCCGAUCAAUUUCAAGUUUCUCGAGACAUCAGACAAGCCGUGUCACUUUUGCGAGGACUUCAGAUAUGGAAUCUAUGGAUAUGGCAUUAUUAGCGUCAAGGUGUUCCAGUCACCGGGGCAGUGCGAGCUUCAAGAGAUGGGAAAUGGGCAUCGAUCUUCGGGUAAAGAAGCAACACCCUCUGAUGAGCUCUAUUGUAUGUACGUCAGUCAGUUGGUCGACAUCGGGUACCCUAAAGGACCGGCCCUUAAGCGCGGAACAUACUACGCUUGCUCCUUAUGCACGCACCCUGCGUUCUGGAGAUGUUGUGCUGACAAGAGUGUGGACAAAUACCUGAGGAAACUGGAUGACGUAAAGGGAAAGGGAAGAGGCUGCGGGCUGGUGCUCUGUGACUCCUGUGCGGUUCAAGUCGAAAGAGACAAGGGGAUCUUGAAGCAAACGACUGUGCAGGAGCGGAACGGCUACGAUUGUCGCAGGGCAGACAUGGAGUUCCUCUUUGCAGGGAGCUUGCUCCAUAAGGCUUGGGCCUGA